Messenger RNA from Vigna unguiculata (cowpea), 1526 nucleotides. Its product is annotated as class V chitinase CHIT5-like. Gene Ontology annotation, cellular component: extracellular region. Gene Ontology annotation, biological process: carbohydrate metabolic process; chitin catabolic process. The record is from RefSeq and is a predicted model, not a curated record. NCBI's taxonomy places the organism in Eukaryota, Viridiplantae, Streptophyta, Magnoliopsida, Fabales, Fabaceae. Gene Ontology annotation, molecular function: chitin binding; chitinase activity.
AACCUUGUGGUCUGCACAACUUUAUGAUUCUAGACGGUUGACCUUAUUAUAUUGGUUACCUUGUCAAAUUUUGUCUCCAUCUGUUUGAUCAAUUGCCCCAACCAAAUAUACCCACCAAUUGCAACAUUCAAUUCAAACUUCAACAAAACCUACCUCACAAGAGUUCCAAGACAACAUUCCAAAACAUAAACACCCACAUGUCGAUAUAAAUAUAAAUACCUCAUUGAAGCAUCAACAACUUGUUACCAUAGAAAAAUGUCCCUCCAAACACUCAUUUUCACACCUCUUUUGGUUCUACUCAUGAGUAUCCAUUCUCACGCUCUUCUCGACCCUUCUAAUCGGAAAUAUGCACCAAGCAAGGGAAGUGUUAGAGUUGCGUAUUGGCCUUCGGGUGAUGACCUUUCACCUUCUUCCAUCGACACCAAGUACUUCACUCACAUAUACUACGCAUUCAUCCAACAACACCCUCAACUUUUCCACCUUAGCGUCACCGAAUCCGAGAAAAAAUGGAUUCCACAAUUCAUCAACGGCCUCCGCCACCGUUACCCGCCGGUUAAAACUCUCUUGUCAAUUGGCGGAGGUGGCAGCAACUCCACCGCCUUCUCCCUCAUGGCCAGCACCCAACACAACCGACACGUGUUCAUCAACUCCACCAUCCACGUGGCACGCCAAUACGGAUUCGACGGUCUCGAUUUGGACUGGGAAUUCCCGGAAAACGAGGUCGACAUGUCUAACCUAGGUAUCUUGUUUCGUGAAUGGCAUCAAGCUAUAACAUUGGAAGCACAGGCUUGCAGAAAACCGCGUCUGCUUUUAACCGCCGCGGUUUAUUACGCUUCCACCAUUAAACUUAUCGGUAAUGGGCCACGAACAUAUCCGGUUCAGGCCAUUCGCGAUUACUUGGACUGGGCCAGCCCAAUGUGCUUUGACUACCACGGGACUUGGGCCAAUUUUACCGGCUUCAAUGCUGCUUUGUAUGAUCCAAACUCCAACAUUAGUACCCGGUACGGAAUCGGGUCUUGGAUCAAAGCGGGUGUGCCAGGGCAGAAGUUGGUUAUGGGUUUACCAUUAUAUGGGCGGGCAUGGGCGCUCCGAGACCCGAAUGUUAAUGGGGUUGGAGCAGAGGCUGUUGGGGAAGCCACUGAUACUGAUGGGACUAUGGAUUAUGAUGAAAUUUUGGUGUUCAACAAAGAAAAUGGUGCCACUGUUGUGUACGAUGAUGUAGCUGUGUCUUUCUACUCUUAUGCGGGUACUACUUGGAUCGGGUACGAUGAUGGAGCAUCCAUAAGGAAGAAGGUUCAGUUUGCUAGGGCUUCGGGCUUGAAGGGCUAUUUCUUUUGGGCUCUCGGAAAGGAUAAGGAUUGGACCAUCUCAAGACAAGCUUCGAAUGCAUGGGGACAUUGAUGUUUCUUUGUUUGAGUAGAUAGAAUUUCACUCAAAUCUCAAACCUUAGUUGAUACACAAUUCUCAUAUUCCGAUUAUGGUGUUACCCUACUUCAAUAACAAUGCCAUUGUAACAUUCUUGAGUA